Messenger RNA from Gossypium arboreum, 523 nucleotides. RefSeq lists its product as uncharacterized. Gene Ontology annotation, cellular component: vesicle; extracellular region. Gene Ontology annotation, biological process: regulation of double fertilization forming a zygote and endosperm; double fertilization forming a zygote and endosperm; regulation of protein localization to cell surface. The record is from RefSeq and is a predicted model, not a curated record. Bases 50 to 388 code for a protein of 112 amino acids. The transcript has a single exon. Lineage: Eukaryota; Viridiplantae; Streptophyta; Magnoliopsida; Malvales; Malvaceae.
UCAGAGCCAAUGGUAAAUUUCCCUCUAGGUUUUCAUUUGACCAAAUUCCAUGGAAGCAACAACAUCAAAAACCCUCACCAUUUUCUGCUUAGUCGUCACCUCCAUUGCUGCAGUUUCCUUGGGAUCAGUAGAGGAAACCCAAAGUCUUGGGGGAUGCCUCAUGUCUUUCAUAAGUGUAGAAGGUUGCGUUGAGGCAAUCAACGAGGCUGUUUCGCACAAGAAGUUCGAUGAACUAGAACCUAAAUGCUGCAAAGCAAUCACUCUGCUCGGCGACAACUGUUGGCCCAUUCUUUUUCCCGAUCAACCUUACGUUCCUGUCUUACUCGAGUACGCUUGUAAGCUUUUAGGGUACGUUCCGAAAGUUGAGAAUGUUGAAGCAGCACCUUAAUAGUUUGCACAGUUGGAAGCUGUUGGGAUUUUAUCUUCUACGUAACUUCAUUGGAUUGAGAGAUAGCACAACUGUAUUCUUUCUUUUGGCUUUUAAAUCUUAAGAAUAAUUAUUCUUUUUAAAUUUCUUAGUUAA